CAGUGAUUGCACAUUUUUUAAUUUUUAUUCUUCAACCAAACCUCCAUAGUUAAUAGUACUCCGUAUUAGUUUUAUUAUUUUCAAUCAUUAUAUUAUUCAAAGUGAUUAGCAAUUAAUUAAUCAGUGAAGCAGAGGAGAUGAAGAGCGAAGCUGAGCUCACAGUUCUCCACCCAUCCAUUCGAGCCCGGGCGGCGUCUCUUCGCACUAUCGCUAUACUUUUCGCCUCAUUUUUUGCAUUUUCUUUUGGCUUGACUCUAUUUUCCGGCAGAGAAGCUGCAGGGACAAACGCCACGGCGGCGGCAAAGCAUCCGAGACCCGACCCGGUGUUGGAAGCGCUGGUGCAUUACGCCACGGUGAAUACGACGCCGGUGUAUGCUGCUCGAAUGUCCACCGCGGAGGUGAAUUGCAUCGUCGCCGCCCUCCGCCGCUGCCAGAACGCGUGCAAUUUUCUCGUCUUCGGGCUGACCCACGAGACCUUCCUCUGGCACUCGGUGAACCACGGCGGCCGGACGGUGUUCAUCGACGAGAGCGCGUACUGGGUGUCCAAAUACGAGGAGAGAUUCAAAGGGAUCGAGGCGUACGAUGUGAAAUUCACGACGAGAGUGAGCGAAUUGUAUGAUCUUCUGGAGCACGCGAAGGGCGAGCUGAAGGGAGAGUGCCGGCCGGUGCAGAAUCUGCUGUUCUCCGACUGCAAAUUGGGGAUCAACGACCUCCCGAACCACAUAUACGACAUCGCCUGGGACGUCAUCCUGGUGGACGGCCCGCGCGGGUAUCCGGUGUCGGCGCCGGGGAGGAUGGCGGCGAUAUUCACCGCCGGCGUGCUUUCCCGGAGCAAAGUGGGCGGCGCGCCGGAGACCGAGGUGUUUGUGCACGAGAUUUAUAGAGAGGCGGAGAGAGUGAGCAGCGAGAGAUUCCUUUGCCGUGAGAAUGUGGUGAAUCGUGUGGGGGCUUUAGGCCAUUACAGAGUGGCGAAACAAGAUCCGCAGAAGUAUAUGUUUUGUUCAUCCGCUCAAUUCUCAUCGUCGUCUUCACCUCCGUCUGAUAGGUGAUGAAGCAGAGUUGUGUUAUGCAAUCGAUCAAGUGAAGGAAUAAUACAGGAUUAGUUUGUUAGCUUAAGACUUUCCCUAUAAAGAUAUUGUAUUAAACUUAUCUGACUAAACAAGCUCAAGAUGUGCAAUGCAUGAUCUCCAAUGCUUUUGAUGUAUACAAAUGAAACCGGUGGGCGUAGCUCAACUGGUAGUAAGGGAGUGCCACAGGGGUUAGGUCUCGGGUUCGAAUCCCGGCAACUGCGAUGAGGGGUUACUAUGCUGAAAAAUGCAUAGGGCCUCUGCAAGUACCGGGGACAGAGGCCCACUCUCUAUCUGUCAGAUUGUGAUUAUAGUCCAAUUUACAUCCUCUCAUCGUGCCGUCCGGUCGGUGUUGGGGGCCCUCAGGGAUGGGGUGUCAUCCUUUUUUUGAUGUAUACAAAUGAAAAUGGUACAUUGAUUAGAUGGGCCAAAAUAAAUAAAUUGAGGAGGGUCCAUUGAAUCCAUGUAAAAAUUGUGGAGGUCUCUGAUGGAUCGAUUCACCCCUACCGACAAACUUUCCAGUGGGUCACCCAUCCUUGGGCUUUCUUACCUCAGGCUCGCUUAACUCCAAAGUUCUGUGGUUAAAUAGCAGUUAUAUCUUUCUUAAAACCAAUUGGUGAUAAGGAAGUGGACACCCUCUAUUUAACACAUUACUCUGUAGUCCUCAAGUCAAGGCAGAUUCCUGUGGGGCACCCCCACAGUUCACUACGGCAGUGCAGAGCCCCACUAUUGAGCGAUG
Cuscuta epithymum is the source of this 1806-nucleotide messenger RNA. The record is from the annotation of a GenBank genome assembly. Lineage: Eukaryota; Viridiplantae; Streptophyta; Magnoliopsida; Solanales; Convolvulaceae.